Molecule: messenger RNA, 1495 nt
Organism: Danio rerio (zebrafish)
Lineage: Eukaryota; Metazoa; Chordata; Actinopteri; Cypriniformes; Danionidae
Source: RefSeq, a predicted model, not a curated record
AUAUAAUAAUUUCAACCGGAAAAGGAAGCUCCGGACAGUUUUCUGCUACACGUUUGAAUGUUGUGGUUCGUAUAUGUCAACUGUAGUCAAAUGACAUUAUGAAUGAAUAAUAAAUGCUUUUAUUUCCCUUCAAGUACUCACUCUGAAUAGCGUACUUGAGUCGCGAUGGCCGUCGUUAGCUUUAGUAAGCAUCUGCUGAAUGUGACACUGUCGAGGACAAUCACAACACACGCUACAGUUUUCAGAGGGCAGCUAUGCAGAUGUAAAGCACUUUACAGGACAAUUAACAACACAAAACGAACAUUUCACACAUCGCUGACCGCUAAUAUCUCCAAAAUCCUUUCUGUGGACGAUAUCUUCAGCAAACAGAGCUUCCAGGACUACCUGAAGAAGAAGCAGACGGAGUAUAACACAAGUCUGAACUCCAUUAACAGUCAAAACCAGACCCUGGAGGACGCUGAUAUGAAAACACAAAGGACUAACAUGACGAUACUCGCUCAUUUAGUCCAUAAUAUUAAAAAACUAGAAGUUAAACAGAAGGAGAUGGAGGAUAUGCAGGACUUGCUGAAAGACAAUGACCCAGAACUGCUUGAGCUGGCAGAGACUGAGAAGGAAGCCGUUCUGGCAGACAUUCAAGAUCUCAGACAAAAGAUUUUAUCUCUUCUUAUCCCCGAAGAGGAAUCGGACAUGAGUGAGCUGGUCCUGGAGGUCUCUGCUGGGGUCGGAGGUCAAGAAGCCAUGCUGUUUACCGCAGAGAUCUUCGAGAUGUACCAGAACUAUGCUGCUUUCAAUGGCUGGAGCUUUGACGUCCUGGAGGCCAAUGCUAGUGAACUAGGGGGCGUCAGACAUGCAUCCGCCAGUGUCAGCGGGCCACUCAGCUAUAAGAAGUUAAAGUUUGAAGCCGGUGUUCAUCGUGUGCAGAGGGUCCCGAAAACAGAGAGUAAAGGCCGCACACACACCAGCACAAUGACCGUGGCUAUUCUUCCUCAGCCCACAGAGAUCUCAUUCACCAUCAACCCCAAAGACCUGAAGAUUGAGACCAAGAGAGCGAGUGGCGCAGGAGGACAGCAUGUGAACACCACCGACAGUGCGGUCAGGAUCACACACCUGCCCACAGGCACGGUUGCUGAAUGUCAGCAGGAACGCUCUCAGAUCAAGAACAAAGAUACAGCCAUGAAAUUACUGCGAGCCAAACUCUACAGCGCGCGGCUGGAGGAGGAGACCAGCAGGAGAUAUCAGGCCCGAAAACUACAGAUCGGCACCAGAGGCAGAUCAGAGAAAAUCAGGACCUAUAACUUUCAGCAGGACCGAAUCACAGAUCACAGAAUCGGAAAAACCGUUCAUGACGUUCAUGGAUUUUUACAAGGCGAGGAACUGCUGGAGGAGAUGAUCGUGUUUUUACAGCAGUUUUCUGAGCAGGAGUCGCUCAUGGACGUCCUUGACAGUGAACUGAAUCUGUAGUUAAUUCUGAAAAUAAAAGAAAUGUGUGAAUGUU